CCCCCCUCCUGCCAAGGCAUGGAUGUACCCCGGACCUAUUUCGGGGGGAGAGGUAGGUAACCACUAACACUGACAAUACCACUGUCACUGUCACUGUCACUGCCACUGCCACCAAUGGAAGUGACCAGUGACGGGGGCCAAGCGGCCAGACUCGGCUUGUCUUGUGCCAGGAACAUUCGUUCAAGGCCAACCUCUCCCCGCCCCCAACCCUUCUAACCGAGUCUUGUUUUACCAGUGAGAUACCAGACAUUGGACGAGGCCGUCGUACACGAAGUUUGAAGAAAGCUCUCACUCGUAGAUUGCCGGAACGGAAAUGAGCGAGCCAUGAUAGCAUAACGUCAUUGGCACACACGAGACAAGACACAACAAUCGAACCGCUUCGGCUUCAUUCCCAUCUCGAAGCUCCACACGCCCGAAGCGGUUGGCUAGCUGACCGCGCUUGAACGACGAUGCCUUCGGCGGCCUUGACACGCCUGGCAACCGGCCUCGCGGCGAGGACGACAAGGUACCCGGGAGCCGCGGGCGUAGCUGGGCAGUGGAGGACGCUCUCGUCCGGUUAUAAAGGGUUGAGCUUCAGCGAGGGGCCGAGUGAGCCUCCCCUCCUCACACAGACCAUCCCGGAGCACUUCUCCCAGAUUGUCUCUCUCCACGGCGACCUCCCUGCCGUCGUCGCCCGCGCGCCCACCGCCCUCACUUCGCCGUCGCCGGCCUCCACGCCAAACCCGCUCCCGCCCGCCUCGACCAGGACCUUGACCUACGCCUCGCUCGACGCCCUCUCCAACACCCUCGCCUCGUCCCUACGCGCCCUCGGCCUCCGCAAGGGGGACCGUCUCGCCGUCUCCCUCGGCAACGGCCCCGAGUUCGCCGCCCUGACCUACGCCGCCUUUAAGCUCGGCGCCGUGCUCGUCCCGCUGAACCCGGGCUUCAAUGCGAAGCAGGUUGCCGCCGCCCUGCGCCACCUGGCCGUCGAGAUCCUCGUGGUCGGCAAGGUGACGGACCUGCCCUACAAGCCGUGCCGCGGGCGGAGCAACCUCGACCUCGUGCGGACGCUGGUGCCGGACCUGGACAAGGGAAAAGUAGAGAGCGAGCAGGUGCCGACGCUGAAAACCGUCGUCGUGCUGGACAACGCCGCCUCGCACCCGCUGGUCGAGUUCCCCGCCUUCGCGGCGCUGACGCCGUACGACGUGCUGCUGCGCGGGUCCGACCGGCCUGUCGUGCCGGACGCGCCGCUCCGCCCGGGCGAGACGAUCAACAUCCAGUUCACGUCCGGGACGACGUCGCAGCCCAAGGCGGCGAUGCUGACGCACACGGGGAUCCUCAACAACGGCCGCCUGAUCGCCGAGAGGAUGGGGCUCGUGCCGGGCGACCGCAUCGUCGUGCCGCCGCCGCUGUUCCACUGCUUCGGCUGCGUGCUGGGGUACAUGGCGACGGCGACGACGGGCGCCGCGAUCCUGUUCCCGAGCCCGGCCUUCGACCCGGCCGCGACGGUGAGGAUGGCGGCCGACUACGACGCCACGGGCCUGUACGGCGUGUCGACCAUGUUCGUGGCCGUCAUGGAGGCGCUGGCGGCGGGGAACGUCGCGCGACCGGACGAGAUGCCCCGCGGGCUGAGCAAGGGGAUCGCGGCGGGGAGCUCGGUGCCGGAGAGCCUGAUGCGGAGGCUGUACGAGACGCUGGGCCUACGGGACCUGGUCAUCUGCUACGGCAUGACGGAGACGAGCCCGGUGAGCUGCAUGACGGCGCCCGACGACGCGUUGGAGAAGCGGACGGGCAGCGUCGGGCGCGCCAUGCCGCACACGGCCGUCAAGAUCGUCGACCCGCUCGACAGGGCGCGGGUCGUGCCGCGCGGGGAGAGGGGCGAGCUGGCGGCGGCGGGGUACCUCGUCAUGGAGGGGUACUGGGGCGACGAGGCCAAGACGGCCGAGGUGAGGCGGCGAGAGGACGACGGGCGGGUGUGGAUGUACUCGGGCGACGAGGCGCGGAUGGACGAGGAAGGGUACGUGGAGAUCACGGGGCGGAUCAAGGACCUCAUCAUCCGCGGCGGCGAGAACAUCCACCCGCUCGAGGUGGAGAACUGCCUGUUCCAGAUGGAGGGCGUCAAAGAGGCCGCCGUCGUGGGCGUGCCGGACGAGAAGCUCGGGGAGAGCGUCGCGGCCUUUGUCGUGGCGAAGAAGGGGUGGACCGUGGGCGGGGAGGGGGAGGGGGAGGGGAACGGCGCCAAGGGCAUCAUCACGAAAGACGCGGUCAGGGCGUGGGUGAGGGAGCACCUUUCGGGCCACCUCGUGCCGAAGCAUGUGUUUUGGGUGGACGAGUACCCCAAGACGCCGAGCGGCAAGAUUCAAAAGUUCAAGCUGAGGGACAUGGCCGAGGGGCUCAUUGGGAAGUAGAUGGACACACGGGUCUCCAACGACGUUUAGAGGGGCAAUUGUUGACCGACUUAUAUGAGAUGUAGCGGAGGCAUAGGGGCUCUAUGGAUGCCCAUCGCAGGCCGGCUGAUUGAAGGUCUGACCUGGCAGGAAUAGCAUCAUUGUUUUUUAAACACGUUUCAAGCGCAUUCGUGCUCGC
Molecule: messenger RNA, 2565 nt
Organism: Colletotrichum destructivum
Lineage: Eukaryota; Fungi; Ascomycota; Sordariomycetes; Glomerellales; Glomerellaceae
Product: Putative AMP-dependent synthetase/ligase domain, AMP-binding, AMP-binding enzyme domain, ANL
Exons: 2
Coding region: 450-2387 (645 amino acids)
Biological process (GO): fatty acid metabolic process
Molecular function (GO): medium-chain fatty acid-CoA ligase activity
Source: RefSeq, a predicted model, not a curated record